Molecule: messenger RNA, 3102 nt
Organism: Diceros bicornis minor
Lineage: Eukaryota; Metazoa; Chordata; Mammalia; Perissodactyla; Rhinocerotidae
Gene: AKAP5
Product: A-kinase anchoring protein 5
Exons: 2
Coding region: 292-1581 (429 amino acids)
Biological process (GO): positive regulation of adenylate cyclase activity
Cellular component (GO): dendritic spine; excitatory synapse; postsynaptic density
Molecular function (GO): glutamate receptor binding; beta-2 adrenergic receptor binding; adenylate cyclase binding
Source: RefSeq, a predicted model, not a curated record
CCGACCUCGGCAGCGGGGUCGGACAGGGACCCCGGCGCCCUCGGUUGAUUCUUAAAUAAAACAAAAAUCUAUCCAGUAAAGGGCGUUCGUGGAGAAAUUACAAUAGAGAAACCAGGCAUUUGUAUUCUGGAGAAACCUCCUAAAACAACUGUAUGGAGUAAGACGAAAGAAGUGCAUACAUCUGGAAGAAAUUUUGCUCAGUAUGAUAUUUUUGCCCACCUUUUUGUCAUAAAAGGCUGCUAAGGAAGAAAGAAUAUAGUUUUCUGGAGAAAGAAAGAGUGUAAUGUAAAAAUGGAGACAACAGUUUCUGAAAUUCAAGUAGAAAGCAAGGAUGAGAAGAAAUCAGCAGAAGUUAGUCCUCAGGAUGAGAGGCAGGAGGAAAAAGCAUCAAUGCUUUGCUUCAAGAGAAGAAAGAAAGCAGCCAAAGCAGUGAAGCCCAAAGCUGGCUCUGAAGCUGCUGACGUGGCAAGGAAGAGUCCCCUAGAAGGAGGAGCUUCUGAUCAGCCACAACUCCCAGCGGGGGCCUGGGCCUCCAUCAAACGUCUUGUAACACGCAGGAAAAAGUCAGAUUCUUCAAAGCAGCAAAAGCUCUCUGAGGCUAAAGUGCAACCUGAAAUCAAUGCUGAAGAUGCUGAUCCUUCUAAGAAAAAGAAAAAAUCCAGAUGUAAGAUUCCCUGCAUAAAAUUCUCAAAAGGGGAGAAAAGAAGUAAUCAUUCCAAAAUUAUAGACGACUCAGACUGCAGCGUUCGAGUCCAGGGAGAGGCUGAAAGUUUGGAUACAAAAACUCGGACCCAAUCAGAUGACCAGGCCGCAAAGACCAAGUCCACCCAGGAUGUAAGUGAAGAUGUCUCACAGAAAGAGGUUGGUGAGGUCUGUGAAUCAAAUGUGAGCAACAGCAUAACUUCUCCUGCACAGACAGUGGUUUCAGUAGAAGUUGGGUUAGAUAUGGGGCCUUCUGCUCUUCCAACAGGAACUCUAAUCCUUGAAAAAGAUAUGGAAAUGACUGAGGAAAAACAAAGUGUUCAACCCCAGCAGGCAAGCCCACUUGAAACUUCAGAAACAGAACAUCCGCUAACAGUGGUUUCUGAUGUUCCUCCCUCACCUGCAAUCCCAGAUCAACAAAUUGUGGAAGAAGCCAGAAACAGUAUCCUAGAAAGUGGACCAAAUUGGAAAGACCAUGAAAGUAGAGAGAUUGUAGCUGAAGAAAGUAAGCCAAAAGAUACUGAAUUGACCCAGGAAUCAGAUUUUAAAGAAAAUGAGAUCAAUGCGGAGAAACCCAAACCAGAAGAAAGCAAAAGAAUGGAGCCAAUUGCUAUUAUUAUUACAGACACUGAAAUCAGUGAAUUUGAUGUUAAGAAAUCUAAAAAUGUCCCUAAGCAAUUCUUAAUAUCAAUUGAAAAUGAGCAAGUAGGGGUUUUUGCUAAUGACAGUGGUUUUGAAGGUAGAACUUCAGAACAAUACGAAACACUCUUAAUAGAAACAGCUUCUUCUCUUGUCAAGAAUGCUAUCCAGUUGUCUGUAGAACAGCUGGUCAAUGAAAUGGCCUCUGAUGAUAAUAAAAUAAACAAUCUUCUACAGUGACUUAAUUUCCAGAUCAUGGGAGGAAAAAAAGCUUAAUGAUAAAUUAUUUUACAUAUUUGUGGCAUUUCUUAUUCAGUAACAAAUGAGAGAUUUAUCAUCUGUGGAAUUCAAAGGCACAAUUCCAGCCCAGAAGUGCUAAAGAAUUAAUCAAGUUAAUAAAACCCUCCCUACCAGUGAAAUGCAGUCACUUCUGGAUUGGAGGGAAGUCAGUACAGACUGCAAUGCAAGGUGACACACAGAGAGUUGCUAAAAUGGCACGUGGAGAUUGGGGUGCUGGGAGGAAGAUGUAUUUAUUGAGCACUUACGGUAUGCCAUAAGCUCUUUGAUAUCCUCUGAUGUCAUAGAGCCUGGUUUCCUUUUGAUAGUUCAACCCUCUGUAUAGGUUAACAUCGCAUUCAGUUUUCCAAAAACCUUUUUUUUUACAGUGCACUUUUAUGUUGUUUGAAAUGGUGAAUAAGGUGAGCUAUUUUUGUGAAUGUGUGAUUUAGAGUUGUUAGACUCCUAGGCAGUAGUCUUACCUCAAAAAAAUAUUGCAUUUCCCCAAUUCCAGCAGAAUAUGCACAUUUAAAUUAAACAUGAGUGGUUCUAGUCUUGCUCAUGUCCCUUACAAAAGCCAUUCACAAAUUGCUUCAAACGGGCAAAUAAUUACCAAGUGCCAAGGUGUGGAAGGAGGGAGUGCAUUUUCCCUCUCUAUCUUUCUUCUGCCCCAAACAGAUCUGUAUAAAUCCAUUUCUGCAAAGGAUCAUCUGCUGAAAACUUAGAAACAAAAACCAAAACAACAGCAACAACAAAAACAAAAAGAAUGGAAUAUUAUUUUCCAUCGAGGAGAAGGCAAACUCCCCAAGUAAUAAAUAUUACUGAUAACACAGGAUUCAUCUUUCGGGAUGACUUCUGUAGAGACCAUACUCAUCAACCUCUCAAAGAGGAGGGGAAAGUGGAUUCAAAGCCAGCCUGGCAGUAAAAGUCCUAGGAAAUCAUAAUAAUUUAGUGAAAAUAUUAUUCAUUCUUGACAUAGAAUGAGCCAAGGACACGGUUGUAUAGAAAGUGAAAAGUUAUUGCCAAAGCACGUUAUACUUUAAAUGUUAGUAUUCUUUCACUGUGCCUGUAUGUUGAGAGAAACCAGUAAAAAACAUUUUACAUGGAUAUUGAAAAUUAACUUUUUCAUCAGUAUUUUCAAUCCAGCUAAUCCCUUACAAAAAAUGAACUUAAUAUAACGAGAAGGGCUUAUUUGCAUUUUAUUCAGUUAUUUAAAUCAUCGAUCUCAUCAAUGAUUGCCAUAUUUUUUGAAACAGAAAUUCGAUUUCAAUCUCUCGUGUGAAAUGACCACACUACUACAACACACGCCCUACCUCACAGGCUAGGACUCAUACUGUGUAGUCCCCCACUGUCUAAACUGAGGGACAGUGUGACUCGGAAAGUGGAUGAAGUCAUGAAGAGCUUUCACUAGAGGUGUAAGGUAUUUGUUAAAGAGUUUUUGUACAUCCUUGGAGAAAAGAAUGUACCUUAAAUGAUUUUAAAUGA